GGAAGUAGCGAAGAAGGGAGGAAUAACAAGGAAAUAGGUAUCGUUCUAUCAAAUUCAUUAAUUGAACUAGAGCGCAAGAAAUGGCAGAGGUUGUAAAGUGUUGCGAUUCGAAGUUCGCUCUGUACUUGUUAGUGAUAGUAGGGUUGGUGUGCUUCGCUGGUCUGAUGGCGGGACUCACCCUUGGUCUCAUGUCUCUUGGCCUUGUCGACCUCGAAGUCCUCAGCAAGUCUGGCCGUCCUAAGGACCGCAUCUAUGCAGAAAAAAUAUUUCCGGUGGUUAAGAGACAACAUCUCUUGCUAUGUACGCUGUUGAUUGGGAACUCCUUGGCAAUGGAGGCUCUUCCUAUUUUCAUGGAUGCGCUUGUACCUCCUUGGGCAGCAAUAGUGAUAUCUGUGACUUUGAUCCUCAUGUUUGGAGAGAUACUGCCACAGGCAAUCUGUACGCGUUAUGGCAUGGCGGUGGGAGCAAAGUUGGCCCCCUUUGUCCGUGUCCUUCUUUUGCUGUUCUUCCCUGUUGCUUACCCAAUUAGUAAGUUUCUGGAUUGGAUGUUGGGUGAGGGCCAUGCUGUCCUUUUACGAAGAGCAGAGCUUAAGACAUUUGUGGACUUUCAUGGGAAUGAGGCUGGAAAAGGUGGAGACCUAACACAUGAUGAGACUACCAUCAUUGCCGGUGCUCUUGAAUUGACAGAAAAGACUGCAAAAGAUGCUAUGACUCCCAUUUCUAAAGCGUUCUUGCUGGAUGUGGAUGAUACCCUUGAUUUGGAGACAUUGAAUAUGAUAAUGACAAAGGGUCAUAGUCGAGUCCCUAUAUACACGGGGAAUCCAAGUAAUAUAAUUGGAGUAAUUCUGGUAAAAAAUUUGUUGACAGUUGAUCCAAAAGAUGCAGUUCCUUUGAGGAAAAUGCUCAUAAGAAGAAUUCCAAGGGUUUCAGAAAAUAUGCCCCUUUAUGAUAUUCUGAAUGAAUUUCAGAAGGGUCACAGCCACAUAGCUGUUGUAGUGAAGCAUCUUAAUGAGACAAAAGAGACACCGAAGAAAAGUAAAGUGGUGCAAAAUAAGGAGAGCAAGAUGAAAAAUAGGAAGCAGAGUGCCCCACCUGAUGCGACAACGUUAAAUGAAGGUGUAGCCAGGAAGGAUGGGGAUCAGAAGUUAACAAAUCGUCCUGCAACUAUUCCAGUCUUAAAAAAGGGGCAUAGAGGUUGUUCACAUUGCAUUCUGGAUCUUGUUAAUGCUCCCUUUCCAGAUGUCCCACCCAAUCAAGAGGUUGUUGGUGUGAUUGCUAUGGAGGACGUGAUUGAAGAACUUCUACAGGAGGAGAUAUUGGAUGAAACUGAUGAAUACAUUGACAUUCACAACAGGAUAAAGGUGAACAUGCAAGCAUCACUAGGAAAAGUGCCAAAUGUAGCAUCUUCAGAUCCUGAUACUGCUUUAGCAUCAAUUGCCUGCACAUCUAUGCCAACAGCCCAAUCUUUGUGAGCAACUAUGCCCCUUAGCAUUCCCUUACCUCACCUAUGCUGGUGGCUCCAGUACCCACACCAGUGCUUUCAGUCUCUACUGGAAAUUUUAUAGCAAGCUCACCAAUGACAGCCCAUCUUCAUGGUUUUGAAAGAGACGGGCAAAGGGACCACUGAGUGUUUUUUGGAAUUUAGUAUGCCAUAUAAUAUUGGGUAACAAAGUGGAUGGGUAUUGCAAUUUGUUCUUAUAGGCCUCCUGUUUUGGCAUGAGGGAAGGGUGCUCGAUGUAUGCUUAGAUAGAUGCUUGUGUUGCUAUCACAAUUUGAUGUACGUAUUGUGAACAUCUUUUAUGUUUUAAUAAUAAUAGUUGUUUACCAAAUUAUAAGUAAUGAGAAGAAAGAACAGUUAUUAUCAGAGAAU
Molecule: messenger RNA, 1870 nt
Organism: Telopea speciosissima
Lineage: Eukaryota; Viridiplantae; Streptophyta; Magnoliopsida; Proteales; Proteaceae
Product: DUF21 domain-containing protein At1g47330-like
Exons: 12
Coding region: 81-1472 (463 amino acids)
Biological process (GO): magnesium ion homeostasis
Cellular component (GO): intracellular membrane-bounded organelle
Source: RefSeq, a predicted model, not a curated record